Molecule: messenger RNA, 1311 nt
Organism: Pistacia vera
Lineage: Eukaryota; Viridiplantae; Streptophyta; Magnoliopsida; Sapindales; Anacardiaceae
Exons: 8
Coding region: 68-946 (292 amino acids)
Biological process (GO): DNA-templated transcription termination; regulation of DNA-templated transcription
Cellular component (GO): chloroplast
Molecular function (GO): RNA binding
Source: RefSeq, a predicted model, not a curated record
CACAUAUCAUUAUCCACAAGUUUCAGAGCUUCAAAGAACCAACUUGGCAGAGCAAAGAGCCAUUUCAAUGGAGGCAACUUCACUUCUAAGCUCUUCAUCAAAAACCCAUUUCAUAUUCCAUCUCAAAACUUCAUCUUCUCUCAGAAAGUACUCCCAAUUUGUGAACUUUGGUGCCCAAAACCGCCAUGUUUCAAGCUCUCUUGUUACUUGCUCAGCAUUUGCAGUACAAGAAACUUUGGAAAAGUCAAGAGACUCCGUCACCACAACUUCUUCUAAGCAUAACAUAAUGCCAAAGAUUGAUAAAAGUGGCCGGUUUUGCAGCCCCAGAGCCGCCCGUGAGCUCGCUCUAUUAAUAGUUUACGGAGCAUGUUUAGAAGGUUCAGAUCCCAUUCGGCUUUUUGAGAAGAGAGUAAAUUUUAGAAGAGAACCUGGUUAUGAAUUCGACAAGGCUUCAUUGUUAGAAUAUAAUCACAUGAGCUUUGGAGGCCCCCCUGUGACAACAGAUACAGUUGAAGAAGCAGAUGAGCUUCUGCACAAUGAUGAGAGGGAGUCUGCAAUUGAAGAAGAAGUGCUUUCAGCUCCUCCAAAGUUGGUCUACAGCAAACUCCUUUUGCGUUUCACAAGGAAGCUUUUGGUUGCAGUUAUGGAUAAGUGGGAUAGUCAUGUCCGUGUUAUUGACAAAGUUGCCCCACCAAAUUGGAAGGAUCAGCCAUCCGGAAGAAUUUUGGAGCUUAGCAUUCUCCACUUGGCCAUGUCCGAAAUAGCAGUUCUAGGAACGCGGCACCAAAUUGUGAUUAAUGAAGCUGUUGAUCUUGCAAAACGGUUCUGUGAUGGAGCAGCACCACGCAUAAUCAAUGGAUGUCUUAGGACCUUUCUGAAAGAUCUUGAAGGAACCGGCACAACUGAGGCCUCAGAGGUUAAGGAGGAAGUGCCAGUUGAAGUAUGAAGUGAUGCUGUUUUUGACCGUUCUCUGCUCAGAUUGUUAGGAUAUCCCACAACCAAAAAGGGCUGAAGAACCUCACUUUUAUGAUUUUGCAACCCUUACAAGAGCUUAAUCUAUCUGGGUUGUAGAGUAGUUCCCACUAAAAGCAUUAAGAUUAUAUGUAAAUUUGGUGGGAGAAAUUGACAAUGUCUUACUAGCAGCAGAUGAGUUUCUGGUGAAUAACAGUGCUUGAGAAGAGCCAAAAAGAGCAGAUUCUAUGUAUAUGAUUAUGUUGUAGUUCUAAAUCCAAUGUUUUUGUAUAAUGUUAAUGAUGAAUAUUUGUUCUAUAUUCUUCUUGUUACUUGACUGCUAUAUUUGAGACAGGAACA